CGUGCUUUGCCAUCACCUGGUCGCAUGAAACAAAGCCCGCGCCUUGCAGCUCUCGAGUUCGCAAUGACUGGCCAGUCACGAAUGAAAACCCGCCUCUAAACGGAUCAGUUGACGAGGUCGAUCGGGGUCAGGCCUCUGCCAGGUAGCACCUCAACACCAUGCCAUUCAGCCUGCAAGUCAUUGCGGACGUGGACGAGAACAGCCUUUCCGCUAGGGGGUUUUUACUAGGAGCGCGGGAUAUCUCAUCCUCCAGUAGACCUGUCGUCUAUAUCUCUAGGGAGCACUGCAUUCAACAUAAACUCAGGAACGCGGUCGUCGCCCUCACGCUUCCUGGCGCACCGUCAAAAUGUCCGCCUGUGUACGCAUCAGUUAAGAUCUAUUCCAAAGAAAGCAAGUUGUUUCGCCACGACCCUCGAUUUCCAGAAAAGCUCGGUGUUGAAGUUAUAGGCAAUGGAUCGACAACACCUUGGCCUGUCGUUGUCAGUAGCCUGCUAUGGUGUGCGAUCUCACGUAUUCAGUAUCAUACCUCAAGGGUCCCGGAGGAGUUUCGCGGGGAUGUCUCCAUGUCAGCUGGACAAGAACCCGUGGAAGUUGUUAUGGACGUGAUCGCCAAGCUGGGGAAUGCCACAAUGAUAACACUUGAGAUUGAGGGCAGCAAUAGCGAUAUCCUGGCCAUGCCCAAUCCUGCAUCCAUUGCACAAUCGCUCUCGGGGUUCAUCGCGUCUCGCCUUGGCUGGAUCGUGUUCAAAUCUCCUCAUGGAACGCAAACCUUUAGGAUAACACAGAUUACGACAAAUGGCAGCGACCAUGCGAAUGUUGCGCUCAUAUCAGGUGGGACAUGUAUGAGGUACGCAUCACCCGUGGGUGAACUAGCGACAUCAUCAGUCGCCGUUUUAGGCUCAGGAACUCUGGGCCUGCUGUCAAAGGAGGACUGGAUAGCGGCAGUCAGGUGUGUUAUCGGAGGAUACGACGAUAUUCUAAGGGAAAUUAUCGACCACAUAUACGGUUAUAUCGAGGACGCAGUUCAUGGCUCAAGUAAUUCGUCAGUAGCGAAACCAGACUCUUGCUUCCAAGCACCCUUCAAAGGCGUUCUUAUUUCAGGACAUCCUGGGACAGGGAAGAGCGCUUUGGCAUCGAGUUUGGCGGAAUACUCUGGAUUACCAUUUACAGUUAUUAAUUGCCCUGAUGUUUUUCAGACAGAUGCGGGUGCUAGUGAGAAUUAUCUCCGCAGUGCGUUUAGCUCCUUGCUUUUGCGUGGCAGGGCAUCUUUCUUGAUUCUAGAUGAAGUUGACAUGAUUGCAAGCGGAAGGGCAUCAAGGAAAGGCGUGGAGGCAAAGUUGUUUGCGACUCUUUUGCACCUAGUGGACUUAAUUAAUACGAAUCCCAGUGGGAACAAGGUUUUUAUCGUUGCACUGACAAAUCGGCUCCACGCAGUGGAUCAGUCGCUCGUACGUUCAGGGCGGCUAGACAAGGUGUUUGAUUUGCAUUUGAAGGGUGCCAGACAGCGACUGGAGGUGCUCGACAUUGUGGCCAAAGAUCUGCCCAUGGAUCCAGGACAGCGGCCCGAGAUACUACUCCAAGUUUCCAAAGCUACGCACGGGUUUGUGCCGACAGACCUACAGUCGGUUUGUACAGAGUCUGCCUUGCUAUUGAUCUCCAGGAUGACAGCUGGUGUCAAGAACAAUAUGGUCGACUACUCUUACUUUGAGAAGGCGUUAAAGACGAUUCGUCCAUCCGGAAUGAGUGAAUUCCAGUCGAAGAUCCCUGUGGUGACAUUCGACGACCUCUUUGGCAUUGAAGACGCGAUAGCGGACCUGAGAAUGUCUAUCAUAGAACCAUUUCACAAUCCCGGAAAAUACAUCAAUAUAGGGAUCGCACCACCACGAGGUCUACUUAUUUAUGGCCCACCGGGCGUCGGUAAAACAAUGCUAUGCUGCGCGUUGGCUGAAGAACUUGGAAUCAACUUUAUGCUAGUGGAGAGCUCACAAAUCCGAUCCAAAGUUGUUGGUGAAUCAGAACAGAACAUCGCAAGGAUGUUUUCACAAGCCAAGGCCAAUGCGCCCUGCAUUCUUUUUAUUGACCAGAUCGACGUCCUGGCGCCAUCAAGAGGGUCUACACAUACAUCAGAAAACAGCGGAUAUCGCAUCGUAACGGGGUUGCUGACAGAAAUGGAUGGUUUCUUUUCUGGUGACUCUGGGAAGGGCACUGAGGUAGAUGUCCUAGUUCUUGCAGCUACCAACCGCCCUGAAGUCAUCGACUCUGCCAUUUUGAGACCAGGCCGUCUCGAUCAAAUUGUUCAUAUCCCUGUCCCUGACCACAAGACACGACACUCCAUCCUGAGGGGAUACACCGCAAAGAUGCCUCUUAAUAUUAGCUCUGACGAGAUGCAGGAGCUAGCCGCGAAUACCGAGGGUUAUUCGGGCGCGGAUCUCGAAGGCCUCUGUCGUGAAGCAGCUUUAAUCUGCCUUAGAGAAGACAUCAAGAACACAGAGAUUACAAUAGAGCAUUUGCAAGCUGCCAAACAGGUCUCAAAGCCCUCGCUACUCGGUUAUAAGGACAAACACAUCUUCACUCGUUGAUCGACCAUAUACCCGGUAGACAUGGCCUUCUCGAGAUAUAUGGCUGC
Messenger RNA from Gamsiella multidivaricata, 2626 nucleotides. Its product is annotated as P-loop containing nucleoside triphosphate hydrolase protein. Gene Ontology annotation, molecular function: ATP hydrolysis activity; ATP binding. Gene Ontology annotation, cellular component: cytoplasm. The transcript is spliced from 13 exons. Bases 159 to 2579 code for a protein of 806 amino acids. NCBI's taxonomy places the organism in Eukaryota, Fungi, Mortierellomycota, Mortierellomycetes, Mortierellales, Mortierellaceae. The record is from RefSeq and is a predicted model, not a curated record.